Molecule: messenger RNA, 4331 nt
Organism: Chinchilla lanigera (long-tailed chinchilla)
Lineage: Eukaryota; Metazoa; Chordata; Mammalia; Rodentia; Chinchillidae
Gene: Ehf
Product: ets homologous factor
Exons: 9
Coding region: 165-1064 (299 amino acids)
Biological process (GO): cell differentiation; regulation of transcription by RNA polymerase II
Cellular component (GO): nucleus
Molecular function (GO): sequence-specific DNA binding; DNA-binding transcription factor activity, RNA polymerase II-specific
Source: RefSeq, a predicted model, not a curated record
AUUAUUGUCAUAUGCAUUUAUCUUCACUCUGAUGAGGGCUCAGACGUGAUAACACCUGUGGUUCCCCAUCCUGGUAGGAGCUGGCGUGACAGCUGCUGGCUGCCUCCUCUCCAUUCGCCAGGGCUAUUGGAUUUCCCACCCAGACUCUUUAGGCAAAUGAGAUCAUGAUUCUGGAAGGAAGUGGUGUAAUGAAUCUCAACCCCAGCAGCAGCCUCCUUCACCAGCAGCCGGCCUGGACAGACAGCUACCCCACAUGCAAUGUUUCCAACGGGUUCUUUGGAGGCCAGUGGCAUGAAAUCCACCCCCAGUACUGGACCAAGUAUCAGGUGUGGGAAUGGCUGCAGCAUCUCCUGGACACCAACCAGCUGGACGCCAGCUGCAUCCCUUUCCAGGAGUUCGACAUCAAUGGCGAGCACCUGUGCAGCAUGAGCCUGCAGGAGUUCACAAGAGCGGCGGGCACGGCGGGGCAGCUGCUCUACAGCAGCUUGCAGCAUCUCAAGUGGAAUGGCCAGUGCAGCAGCGACCUGUUCCAGUCCACACACAAUGUCAUUGUCAAGACUGAACAAAACGACCCCUCCAUCAUGAACACCUGGAAAGAAGAAAACUAUUUAUAUGACACCACCUAUGGUAGCACAGUAGAUUUGUUGGACAGCAAAACUUUCUGCCGGGCCCAGAUCUCCAUGACAACCACUGGUCACCUUCCUAUUGAGUCACCUGAUAUGAAAAAAGAGCCAGACCACCCUACGAAGUCCCACACCAAAAAGCACAACCCAAGAGGGACUCAUUUGUGGGAAUUUAUCCGUGAUAUCCUCCUGAAUCCAGACAAGAACCCAGGGUUAAUCAAGUGGGAAGACCGGUCUGAAGGCAUCUUCAGGUUCCUGAAAUCAGAAGCUGUGGCUCAGCUAUGGGGAAAAAAGAAAAACAACAGUAGUAUGACGUAUGAAAAGCUCAGCCGGGCCAUGAGAUAUUACUACAAAAGAGAAAUUCUGGAACGGGUGGAUGGACGCAGGCUGGUAUACAAAUUUGGGAAGAAUGCUCGUGGGUGGAGAGAAAAUGAAAACUGAAGCUGCCACCCCUUGGUACACAAACCAAAACACAUACCAAAUAAUUAAUAACCAGCAGAGAACUCCUGGACGUAAAUAUUUCAAAGACUACUUUUCUCUGAUAUUUAUGUACCAUGGGGGAGAAAAAUCUACUUCUAGUGGCAAGAAGGAACACUACAGUUGAUGAAAUUUUUUUUUGUUACUUUGAAGUAUGUCCUAUAUGGGGAACAAAUGUACACAGUUUUCUGUGAAAUAUGAUGCUGUAUGUGAUCAUGCUUUGCUUGUGCCUCUGUUGUGAAGGUUUUUUUUUUUCCCACCACAAGAGUAACAGGGCUUGUUGCCUUGUGCUUCUUGCUAAGAGAAAGGAAAAAAAAAAUUUAGAGGGCAUUACAUGUUUUCCUAUGCAAAAUGAUUUAGGAAAAGACAAUGUAUCCUUCGCACAUAAACACCCAUAGGACCUCACUGAGAGAGGGGACAUGGUUGUUGGAAUGAAAUUCAGGGUUUCAGAUUUGUUGGGAUAAACCAGAGGGGUGCUGGAAAGUUUAACCUGACAUUUAGGAGCCAUUGAGUGGAGUAUGGGAAUUUCCAGAAUCCAGGGUGGGCUGUAAUCAGUGCAUAAUCACAUGACUUGGAAUGUUGAAAUCAGUGAGAAGAAUAAUGGUGAGGGGCUUUCUAUUUAUUCAGGAAUGAUUUAUCUGUUCUUCCUUUCUCCUAGAAUAGUUGGUGAAAAAACUUGGGUGGGGGAGACGGGGAGGAAGAACAGAAAACCAGGGAAAACCCUCUUCGCAUGAGUUAAUUAUUACAGUCUUCUGUCUUCGAGCAAUCUCUGUCUCAUCUGAACUCAUCUCAAAGUGAAUGGUUUAUUGCCGAGACUUGCAUUCAGAGGAAUGUUUAAAAACAAGAAAGAAAGAAAAGGCAGGGAGGAUGGGAGAGACAAACAGAAGAGUCAGCUCGGAAGUGAGGCGUUGGAAGCUUCUUCCCUGCUUCUGGGAAGAAGAAGCUACUGGGAUAGUUCUGGAAUACCUGGUGACUCAUUGCAUCAUGAAAUUCAGGAUGGAAAUCUGUAGACAAUUUGGACACUGACCAUCCAGAUCCCUUGUGCAACUUUGCUUUUUGGCUUCCUCAUGCUGUUGACUUCCUCCUUCAUCCUGCCUCUCUUUCUUCAGCAACUCUAUGGUUAAUAGGAAAGAGAACCCUUCAUCUGCCAGUAGAGCCCCUACCACUGCGUCUUACCCUGUGAAGGUGAGCAGUUCAUACUCACUGGUUGCUAAGUAUGUAUAUGUAUUUAGACAAAUGGAAGUAAGAAAAAGUAAGAAGUCAUUCCACUUAUAAUGAGGACUACCAUGGGUAGUGAUCUUGGAGCAUGCGUGAUCUACCUUCUGAAAGUAUAGCCAGAUUCACUUCAUUUCUGCCUGGUUGGUGAACCUCACACAGCUUUUAUUAACAAGUAACAAUUAUUGAUGGAACUGAGAAUAAUAACACUGAACAGCAAAGAUGGACUACGCCACUCAUUAUGCCUGUAUGAAGACACCUUUCUUUCCAAAGUUAAAAUAUGUGUAGGCCUUCCCACAAUUUGGCGAUGUGUGUAACACGUGUGUCCGAACUGUGUGAAGUUAUUAGAGGCGUCUGCCAAUUCUCUGCCGUUCUUUCCCUGGUUUUGCCUGUUUACCAUCACUACUAGCUGAAUCUUCCCUGCGCUCACCCUUCCUCAAGCCUAGGAGCUCCUCACCCUCCUGCUAAUGGGCUUUGUCUCUCUCUCUGCAACGUUUUCUUUGAGGAACAGUCUUUGCUAGGCAGUAGGUGAGUCUGUGAAGGACUAAAGAGAACAGUUCUGCAGAUAAGCAGCAAGUUGUGUUAUUUGUUGAAAGUGACAGUUCCUUGGCACCUGGCACCUAUUUAAAUAGGCUGCGGUGUUAAGUUCUCAGCGUAUCUCUCUGUUGUCUUGGCUUGACUUUGCUGCAUUUUCUAUGUGCUAUUCGUGACUUGGAGAGCUCAAGGUAAUCGAGCCAUGCCAACCUGGGCUGUGAACAGAGUACUUCCUACUAGUGUUGAAAGGACAUACAAAGGCCUACUGAGGAACAUCCCCUUUGUUAUGGGUACACAGCUCCUUGCUUGAGAAGCUCAUCCACAAUGGAUGUCCACCUUGUCACUAAACAUAGUCUCCUAGAACCUCCUUAAAUCAAAGACUCUUUCUCCUUUCUUAGCAAAUUAUAGGAAACUAAGUCACACAAUGUACUGCUGAGUCUUCAGAAGAUUUAGAUCAUGUGGGGCUUUGUCUUGAUAAAACCUGAGCAAGGUCCUGGCUCUCAGAACACAGUUUCUUGAAAGUGUCACCCGAGUGGGGCAGACCCAAGUUAUGAGUUUUCCUUUGAACACACUGAUCCUUCCUAAAUGUUCUUGUCUCACUAGAUUGUAAGCUCUUUGAUGGCAGAGAUGAUGUCGUGAGCACUAUUGUUUUUCUGGUACCAGGCAUGAUGCAGGUACACAGUAAAUAUUUGUUGAAUUAAUGAGUGACUGCCUUCUGGAAGACGUCUCUGGUUGGGAGGCCAGAUCUAUAAUUGGAACAUGAAUCAUUUCUUCACUGGAAUAAGAGCACCAUAGCCAAAUCUUCUGGGACAUAUUAUCUAUUAUGAACAUUUUACUGUGAGACUUUUUUACUUCACCUUCCCACCAGCGCUGAACCAAAACCCAAACAGGCUGUUUGGUUUCACAAGUCAGCGUGUGUUGGAGGAGAAUUCUGUUAACUUACUUGGAACUGUGAGACUUCUCUGGUACAAGGCACCAGUAAUUAACCCCUUGACACCAAUGAAGAUUAUGAAUGUGUUUAUAUGAUGUAAAUUGCUAUUUAAGCACAAAAGAGUUGUAAGUUUUAGCCUUUUGGGGUUGGUUUUUAUUUUAUUUUAUUUUUCUUUCUGAGGGAUUUUUUGAUAAGGUUAGUAACGCAUGUUAGAUUUUAGUUUUGCAAGUGUGUUAUUUUUCAGAUGUGUAAAAUAUAAGAAAAGGUAAGGCAAUAAGAGGGACACAUCAUUAUAUUAUUCUAUAGUUUUUUAAAAAAAAAAAUUUGGUGAGUGCCUACCAUGUGCACAGCAUGGAACCAUAUACAUGAGGAGCUUGUCUAAUUAUGUAGAGUGUAGCAGAUCUUUCAUGUGUACUUACCGGAUGGGAGAAUAUCACAGUACUCACAAUAUCAGAACAAAUCUACCCUCAGCUUUGGUUUUCAGGAUUUGGUUUCUGGAAUAAGACAGCAUUGAAAGAAAAAAAAAAUGUUGAGACUUUGUCUUAUAAACC